Molecule: messenger RNA, 1356 nt
Organism: Amphimedon queenslandica
Lineage: Eukaryota; Metazoa; Porifera; Demospongiae; Haplosclerida; Niphatidae
Product: zinc finger MYM-type protein 3-like
Exons: 2
Coding region: 425-1246 (273 amino acids)
Biological process (GO): DNA integration; DNA recombination
Molecular function (GO): DNA binding
Source: RefSeq, a predicted model, not a curated record
CCUCAGGCCAGCCCUCUACAAGCACUCCGCCCAAUCGAUUUUUAGCUCCUAUCAACGAUGACGCUGUUGAUAAAGCAGCAAAAAAAUCUGUACCUAAGACAACAGAGCAAGCGACUCGUUGGACUUUGAAUCUAUGGAAGGAAUGGCAGCAAAAUAGAAAGAAUCGAGGAGUUGCGCAUCCUCCUGCUAUGCCAAAUCUUUUGCUGAAUGCACCCACUCUAAAUGACUGGAUGUGCAAGUUCAUACUGGAAGUACGUCGUAAAGAUGGUGCAGAGUACCCACCCAACAGUCUCUAUCAAAUUGCAAGUGGUAUCAUGAGGCAUGUAAGGUUAUAUUUACCUUCUAUCAAUUUCUAUACACAACCUGAGUUUGACACAUUUAGAAGAGUGCUUGAUGGGGAAAUGAAGCGAUUAAAAGCUAAAGAAUGGGAGUUGCAGUUAAGAGAGCAGAGCCAAUAGACAAGAGAGAGGAAGACCUUAUGUGGUCAAAUGGGGUUCUAGGAGAUUCAUCUCCACAAUCGUUAGUAGACACAAUGGUAUACAUGUGUGGCUAUUAUUUCGCUUUGAGGAGUGGGCAAGAGCACCGUGAUUUGAGUUUUUCGCAGCUAGAGAUUAUAGAGAGAGAUGGCUUGAAAGUUUUGCGAUAUUUUGAAAACACAUCAAAGAAUAACCCUGGAGGACUAAAGCACAGGAAAAUUGAACCCAAAGUAGUUGAGCACAGUGAAAAUAAAAACAAUCCUGAACGAUGUUUCGUGAGAUUUUAUCAAAUCUAUGUCUCACAUUGCCCUCCAGCAUCAAAACGUACCAGCGAUUCGUUUUAUCUCCCACCACUAAAAAAGAAGAAGGAUGACAUAUGGUUUUCUGGUGUACCCAUAGGACACAACACUUUGGGAAAGACGGUAUCUCGAUUAUGCAGCAUGUCUGGCAUCAAAGGCUUCAAGACAAAUCACUCGUUGAGGGUCACUGCUGCAACUAGGCUCUUCCAUGCAGGAGUAGAUGAGCAACUUAUCAUGAAGCGAACUGGCCACAGAAGUAUAGAUGGAGUUCGAGCUUACAAAAGGAUUGCAGAUGAUCAAAACAGAGAAAUUUCAGAUAUUCUCAACAACGAAAAUGGGCCAUCUAAGAAAAGGAAAAUUGAAUUAGAUACAUGUAUCAGUGAAGAAUGUACUGAAAUUUAUUCCAAAACACCAUUCACCCUCAAUAUAACUAAUUGUAAUAACGUCUGUAUCAAGAUGACGAAGGAAUAGCCUAAAAAAGGGAACUAGAGAAAGACACUAAAGACAUAAUCAUAACAAUUAUUCAACAUAAUUAUUAUAAUCUUCAAUUAAUUAUUUAACGAGAUAGGUUUAUAUUUUUA